This is a messenger RNA of Sesamum indicum (sesame), 4793 nucleotides long. It is a transcript of the gene TPR15, whose product is annotated as Heat shock protein DnaJ with tetratricopeptide repeat-containing protein. Gene Ontology annotation, molecular function: protein binding. NCBI's taxonomy places the organism in Eukaryota, Viridiplantae, Streptophyta, Magnoliopsida, Lamiales, Pedaliaceae. The record is from RefSeq and is a predicted model, not a curated record.
AUAUAAACCCCCAAAACCUAAACCCUUUCCCACGCCCCAAAAACUGGAAGGCUGAAAGCCAGGAAAUACACGAAUUCCAAGCUCAGAGCCUUUUGGCUUUCUUCCCUUCCGUUUCGAGCUAAGUAAUCCGAAACCCUUUCUGGUUCUUAUGUUUAUUUGCCCUAACUGAGAACCCUAAUUUCACGAAUUCACGUCCUGUCGGAAUCUGGGAUACAGAAUGUCGCCUCCGGUGACUGCUCCACACCCCGCUUUUGAAAUCCCUAAUCACGAUUGCCAUUCCACGCAGAAUGGGAAGUUUUGCGGAAGUUUUAAUUUUUCUGCAGGUUCAACUGAUGCGGCUGGAUUUGAUUACUUGAAAUUCGGUGCAGGAAAAUCAAAUCUUUCAAGUCGGUCCAGGCCGAGGCUAACGAAGAUAAGGAGGAAGCAGAUGGUGGCUUCUCAAGAUGGGAAGUCCAUCAAAACUGAUUUGGGAUUAAAUGGGUUAACUGAUGCUAGUGAGAUUAAGUUAGAUGGUAGAUUGGGGAAUCUGUUUGCGGGUAAUAAUGAACAUUCAGGGUCAAAUGGGAGUGCAACGAGUAGAGAUUUAAAUGGAAAUAUGGAGCACCUUGGAAAUGGAUUAAGUUUUGGUGUUGGUACGAAUGAUUCUUUAUCUAGUAUGGGCUUGGGAAAUGGAAAAUCCUUGUUUGGUUAUAGCAUGAAUAGCUCGACAAGUAAUUUGCAGUCCAAAGAGGGUGAUUUUUGGUUUGCUUCUGAUGGAUGCCGCUCUAAUUUGGAUGCACAGAAGGAAGCUGGGAGUUUCGUGUUUGGAGCUUGUAAGGCCUCUACAACAAAUUCUGGUCCAAAUAAGAGUGGGUUGCCAAUGGAUGCAAACUUUGGUAGUGGGCAGUUUGCCUUUGGUGUUAAUGACAGCAGUGAGUUUGGGUCGAAUUCAAAUUUGAGGGUGGAAGAGUCCAGAGAGAAUUUGUGGCCACCAAAACUUCAUGAAUACCAGAAAUCAGAUAAUGUUAAAUUUGUUUUUGGUUCAGACAAGUAUGAAUCUGCUUCAAGUGUGAAGUUAGACCAAAAAGAUUCGAAUCAAUCUGGUUUGCAUUUUCAUGAGUUUGACAAAAUUAAUGGUAAAAAUUUUGUAUUUGGUGCUAGUAAGAAUGCAUCUGCUGCAAUUAAUACUGAUCAACAUAAACGAGGCUGUGACAAAAAUAUGGGCAAGAGUGAAUCCGGUAGAGAUGUUGGAAACACAGUACCUGAUAUGAGGGGUAAGGUUAAAUUGGACACUUCUGGAGAUUUUGAGAAGGGCUUUCAUCCUUGCUUCCAGUUCCCAUGUAAUUGGAGUGAUAGCAAUAGCCAAAACUUUGUGUUUGGUCCAAAUAAUAGUCAUUUUAAGUUAGGUGUAGAUAUGGCAAAUAACCCCACAGGUAACAUCAGGGAUAUGCCUCGUUUUACAAACAGCAGUAAAGCAAGUGCAGAUAUUCAGAUUCAGUUUCAGAAUGCUUGUCUCAAUGGUGCUUUUGUUUUUGGUGGAUUGAAAGGCAAGGGGGGUUUAAAUUCUGGCGGAAGGGCUAAUCUUGCUAAUGAUAUGAAUCAAUUGAACAAAGCGAAGGCUAAAGAUUGCAAUGAUUUUGGACAGGAUAACCGUGAUACUGGCUCUGAUAUUAACACUAAAUUUCAAAAUAGUAGUAUUUCAGGUGCCUCUUUUGAGAAAGACCGGGCAUUUAGUUUGUCAGAUGAGAUGAGGAGAUUGAACAUCCAUGGUUCUGAAGUAGAUGCAGACAAGACUGCAAAUUUAUCUAGUAACUUUUCGGUGGAUACUAAGAAUGUCUUUGUGUUUGGAAGAGACCAGAAAUCUAGUUUUAUAAAGGAGAAUUCUCCAAUAAAGAUGAGUGAAAAGACUCCAGAUCUGAGUCAUUUGUCACACAGUUACUCUGAAUCAAACAUAACCUCUUCAUCUUUCUUCUCAUCUGUUGGAAUAGGCAUCCAGCUACAGGAUGGUUUCUGUGAGGUACCAUCUACGACUAAAGAUGAGAAAGGUAGCAUCGGCUUUACAGGCAAACUGGCUGGAUUAGUCUCAUCAGAUGCAGGUUAUACCACACCAAAUGUGACAUUUGCCUUUCCAAAUUACAACUUAUUUCCUGGUGUAGACAAAAAAUUGGAUAAUGCAACUAUUAAAUCACUGGGGAGCAAAAGAUCAAAGAAGAGAAAUGGAAAGUUAAGACAGAAAACCAUGGUCCAAAAGUUGUUUUGCCAGGAUAGUCCCUCUAAAGAAGGCAGUUCCCAGCUGAAUCAGAACUCUCCUGGUUGUGGUUCACCCAUGGAUUUUUCACCUUAUCAAGAUACUACUGCUGAUGCACCAGAUGCAGACAAUGGAACUGGUUUAAAAGCAGAAUUUGCUGCAAAUGAGAAUGAUAUUCCGGAGCACUGUGAAAAGGCUCAUGAUGAUAAGAGCCAUUCAAAUUUAUCCCCAUUAACUGGACAAGAUGGCCUGUCAGCAGUAAGACGUCAAUACAAGAAAAAGUACAAGUUGAAAAGUGGUCCCAAUCACAGCGUUCGAGACAAUAAUAAUUCUGACAAAGAAAAUGCUAAGCUAGACCCAAAAGGAGCUGCCACUCAUGAAGUCUGCGAGCAUUGGCGAAUAAGGGGAAAUCAGGCUUAUCAUGCUGGGAAACUUUCUAAAGCUGAGGAAUUUUAUUCUAUGGGCAUCAGUUCUUUCCCACAUGUCAGUACUGUGGGAUACACCAUGAAACCACUUUUACUCUGCUACAGCAACCGUGCUGCAACACGAAUGUCACUUGGGAGGAUGAGGGAAGCGAUAGGAGAUUGUACAAAAGCUGCUGAACUAGACCCAAACUUUCUGAAAGUUGCAUUAAGGGCUGGAAAUUGUUAUCUGGUGUUGGGAGAAGUUGAAGAUGCGAUUGAAUGUUACACUAAAUGCUUGAGUUUGGGGAUUGGUGUCUGCUUAGAUAGGAGAGUUACAAUUGAAGCUGCUGAUGGCGUGCAAAAGGCAAAGAGAGUUGCUGAGUACAUGCAUCAGGCUGCCGAACUCUUGCAAGAAGGAACUGAGGAUGCUGCAACUGGUGCUCUAGCAAACAUUGCAGAGGCAUUGUCAAUCAGUCGUUACUCAGAGAGAUUACUCGAGAUGAAAGGACAGGCUCUAUGCAUUUUGCGGAGGUAUGAUGAAGUGAUUCAACUUUGUGACCAAACUCUUGAUAUAGCCAAAAAGAACUUUGGUACUGAUAAUUUGGAUGAUUCAAGCUGCAAAAGUUCUCAUGUAAAGUUGUGGAGGUGGAGACUGCAGACCAAGUCCCACUAUCAUAUGGGAAAGCUUGACUUGGCUCUUGAUUUGAUUGAGAAACAAGAAAAAUUGCCUAUCAGCUCCAAGUUCGGAGAUGUGACAGAGGAAACCACAAUUUCAUUAGCUGCCACCAUACGUGAACUUUUAUUCUUGAAGAAAUCAGGAAAUGAAGCCUUCAAUUCUGGAAGAUAUACAGAAGCUAUAGAGAAUUAUACAGCUGCUAUAUCAAAAAGUUUUGAGUCACGGCCUUUUAUGGCUAUCUGCUUCUGCAACCGUGCUGCUGCAUACCAGUCAGUCAGCCAAAUUAUUGAUGCCAUUGCAGAUUGUAGUCUGGCCAUUGCUCUGGAUGAAAAUUACCAAAAGGCAAUCUCCAGAAGAGCUACUUUACAUGAGAUGAUUAGAGAUUAUAAACAAGCAGUUUAUGAUCUUCAGAGAAUGAUUUCUCUUCUUGAAAGCCAAUCACAAACCAAUGGUCAAGAAUAUAACUCCCAGAGUAGAUCAGGUGGAGGCAGUGUGAGGGAUUUAAGAAAAGCUCGUCGUCGUCUUUCCUUAAUUGAAGAGAAGGCUAAAAAGGAAACCCCUCUGGAUCUUUACCUCAUUUUGGGAGUCAAAGCAUCUGAUGCUGAAUCUGAGAUUAAGAAGGCAUAUCGAAAGGCAGCUCUGAGGCAUCAUCCAGACAAGGCUGGUCAGGUCUUGGUAAGGAGUGAUAUUGGAGAUGAUGGAGCAUUGUGGAAGGAAGUUGGUGAGAAAAUCCACAAGGAUGCUGACAGGUUAUUCAAAAUAAUUGGCGAGGCAUAUGCUGUGCUUUCUGAUCCCUCCAAGCGGUCAAAGUAUGAUACCGAAGAGGAGAUGAGGAAUAUUUUCAGGGACAGCAACAGAAACAGUAAUUCUGGACAUCCGUCUACUUCUUACAGUUCUCCAUAUGAAAGAGGAAGUUGGUCCGGAAGACAAGCAGGUUUUAGCACUCCAUUUGAAAGAAACAGUAGUAGACGGUACUGGAAUGACUCAAGAUCUUACAGUAACUUUCACUCACGAUGGUAGAAGGCAACUAAAGUUGUCGACAACGAGUUGAUACUAGGAAGAUGUUUAGGUUGUUCAUGCCGGAGGGCAGCCUAUCUAGAUACAAUGAGCAGGAAAGAUGGUGCUUCACUGGAAAAAUCAAGACACGCAGGAAGUAAGUUUUCUGUAUGAAGAUAUUUGUUUUCUGCUAAAAGGACUUUCCCGAUGAGGUUUGGUGCACGGAUUAAGGCUGGGCCUAGUGAAGCGCUUGAAAGCCGCUGAAAUUUUGUUCUUUUUCUUUUUAUUUUUGAACUUGGAGUGUAUGAUGUAAUUGAUAAUUUUGGUAUAGGAAAUUGUUUAUGUAGAUAGAUACAAAUUUUGGGAUAGGUUGUCAUCAUUCUUUUUGUACAAAUAAAGGUCGAAUUUUAGCAGCGUCCGUCACGAAAUAAGAUUUCACUUUGUUGAGUUUUGCUUGUCCAACAAAGAAUGGAGAGGAACAUCUUGAGAA